Brachypodium distachyon (stiff brome) is the source of this 2107-nucleotide messenger RNA. RefSeq names its product agamous-like MADS-box protein AGL80. Gene Ontology annotation, molecular function: protein dimerization activity; RNA polymerase II cis-regulatory region sequence-specific DNA binding; DNA-binding transcription factor activity, RNA polymerase II-specific. The record is from RefSeq and is a predicted model, not a curated record. The coding region runs from base 215 to 703 and encodes 162 amino acids. Lineage: Eukaryota; Viridiplantae; Streptophyta; Magnoliopsida; Poales; Poaceae. Gene Ontology annotation, biological process: positive regulation of transcription by RNA polymerase II. The transcript has a single exon.
CACCUAAUUAGAAAGCCCGGAUUCUUCAAAAUUCAAAAAAUCUCGAUUGUUUUUACACAUAUUUGGGGAAUGCAUUAAAGACAUAUUUGCCGGCCAUUAUUACCAUUCCAAAUAAUUGGCUAUAAAAUGAGGUCGUCCUCCCUCUCUUCUCCUUACACCAAAUAGAAGUUAUCCAUCUUCCUUCCUCCAAAUAUCUUGAGGGUUUAGUGAAAUAAUGCCUCAUGGGAGGGUGAAGCUCCAAUGGAUCGUGAACAACGCCAAACGUAGGGCAACGAUGAAGAAGCGCCUCCCUGGUCUGGUUAAGAAGAUCAGUGAGCUUGCCAUCCUCUGUGAUAUCCCUGCCUGCCUUGUUGUGUACCGCCCGGAUGAGGAGCAGCCGGCGGUGUGGCCGUCGACAAGGGAGACGACCAACGUUGUACAGAAGUACUAUGACUUGCCUGAGUCUAAGAAGCUAAAGAAGAUGUUGGAUGUCGAAGGUUUCCAGCAGCAACAAGUUGACAAGGAGAAAGCAGAGCUAUUCAAUGCCCAUCGCGACAACUGCGACCAAGAGAUCAAUCUCAUCAUGAAGCAAUUCAUCGCCCAUCGCCGCCAUAGCUUCGAGGACCUAACCACAGAGGUCCUCAUUCACCUCAAGUUGAAGGUGAAGGAAAGCCUCAAGGCCAUUGAUACUCGCCUCCAGAAGAUCCAUUUGGGGGGCAUUUGAAUGCAAGUUGCUGCUCAGAACAUGGUGUGACAGAUUCUCAUUUUUUGGCCCAUUUCUUCUUUUUUAUUGUCCCCUCUCUAUCUACCCGCCUCUGCCUCCCACGCCUCUCUCUCUCUCUCCUACAUCUCGCCAUCCAAAUUACUUGGUGUGUUUUACUUCCGAGUCCAUUGUAAUCAUCAAUGAUUCUACGAAAAUCUUGCCAUGUUAUUAGUGGAAAAUAUUUUUUUGUCCAACUAGCAAAAAACAAUUUCCUCCACUUUAAGUAAUUUCUCCUUUUGAUUCAGUUUCUUUCCUAUUUUGUGUAAGGAAAACAUAGAUAGAUGAGUCUUUUUUUCUUACGAAUAAACAUAGAUAGAUAAGUCAUAUGGCUAGUUACUAAUAAAUGAUUGCAAGGAAACGGGUACCGAUUUGUUUUUUUAUAAGUAUUGAAAGGACCUAGGUCGAUGUCACCUAGAAUAGGCCAUUUAAAAUAUGUUACAUUGUAUCACGAAUAGGCACUUAUAUUCUAUUGCAUUCUAUACCAAUUCUAAUUACGGAACUUUAGUGAGCGCGUUUUUCAUAAGUUCAAAACCUAAAUCAGUAGGCUCAACUAAAGUCACCAACCACAUAAGUAGAGAUAAAGAUAUGCAAUUCUAGAUAAGAAGCAAGCAAGGAAAUUUUAUACAGAUAACUGCACAAGUAUAAGGCACAAUUUAUGAAUGGAAAGUAAUGUAGAGGAGACAAGAUACACAAACUUUUCAAAUAUUAGGACUGCUCUCUUUCAUGUUAUGAUGAACCCAAUUUUUUUUUAUGAAAUAAGAUUAGAAUCUAUUGUGUCAUUGUUGUGGUCUUCAGAUGGAAUCGAAAGAACAAUGUAAGAGAAAUCAGCUUUUUCUACAAUAUGUUGGUAUCAGUUGAGUGCAUGUACAUUUGCCACUGAAAGACAAAUAUGUGUUAACCAAACAGUUUAGUGCUUAAGAUGUUGUUUUUCAACUGGACUGAAUCUAUUUAUUUCUUGGGCAUAACAAUGUUUUUUCAUGAAAAACUUCACGCAAAAUAGACACAAACUGCACAUGUGUAAAAAAAAUCUCAGGACUUUGAUCACAUUGAGAAAAAUUUCAGUUGUGUGUAUGCAACUAUUCAUCCAAGGAUGCAUGAGACAUUGAGACUUUGAACUUCCUUAAGAAAAAGUUUCACUUCUAGUAACAGUCAUCACUAAAACAACAUUACCAUGUUACUUCUAGACACACAACCAUCACUUCAUUCAUGACAAAAUGAGUGAGCAUUCAAUUUGGAAGACUGGAGUGAGGCAACGGAACAUUGUACUGAACUCUGAAAGAUGAACACCACGUGCCAGGCGUUUAUUGGAGGUGACCUAUGCAGCUAGCACUGCCCAAAACAUUGCAAGAGUGCCAAGAGAUCAAA